GUUUUGAAAGACAUUUGAUAUGUGGCGUUUUUUCAACUAAACGAAAGGUAGAAUGUCAGUUUUCAUGAGAACAUGAGAUUAUGCAUUUUUAGCAUUUAAAUGUCCUGUGUUUGCACUAUAAAAAUACAUAGUUGGCAAAAUCUGUAUCAGAAUAAGAAAAAAAGACGUUAUCAGAAUAUUUGUCUAAACAUUUAAUUUCAGAAAAGCUUCCUACAAGACUAAACAUAAUAUUUAUAUCGUAUAUGGCAGAAAUCGUUAGUAUGAAUGUGUGUCAUUGCGAGUUUAACACGUGACAAACCUCGUUUUCCCGGGAAUUCAGACACGUGACAAUGACGUCUAAUGGAGCGAAGACAGUUUUUCCCGCGAACGACAACACUGAACACGCUCAUUAAGGAAGAAAAGCAUGCUGGCUAUCCGUAAAAGACGUAGAAGACCUCAGCAGGAUGCUGAAGAUAACAUCAUAUUUGAAACUGAAAAGCCUGGUCUUCAAGAGCAGUACAUCAGCAAAUAUAAAGGCCGUGGCGUUUUCACCACUGAAUCUUUCUGCAGAGGAGACUUUGUUCUUGAAUACAGAGGUGAACUUCUGAGUUCAAAGGAGAGUCUUGAACGAACUAAAAACUACACUGAAACUGAGAGCACAUUCUUGUUUGAUUUUCAGUGGCAUGGAAAAUAUUGGUGUAUGGAUGCAUCCAAGGAAGACAAGUCCCUGGGAAGACUUGUCAACGAUGAGCACAAAAAUCCAACUUGCAAAAUGAGAACUGUUGAAGUGAAGAAAAAGCCUCAUCUUUGUCUAUUUGCUGUACGAGACAUUUUACCAGGUGAAGAAAUCACUUACAACUAUGGCGACUCGGACUGGCCGUGGAGAGCCAAGUCUUUAAAUGAACCGUCAACAGAAUCCAGUGAUGUAAAAUCAGUCAGCAGUUUGGGCCCACAGAAAUCGGUAAGUACAGUUAAUUCUGCUUCACUCCUUGUAAUGACAAAAUGGGUAAUUUUGAAGCUUAGAGGCCGGAUUUUACAAUGCAUUAAAACAAUAUAACUAACUCUUAAAGGAGUAGUUUACCCUAAAAUAACAAUUCUUUCAUUAUAUUCAUGCCAUCACAGAUGAAUAUGACUUUCUUUCUUCAGCAGAACACAAAUAAAGAUUUUUAGAAGAAUAUCUCAGCUCUGUAGGUCCGUACAAUGCAAGUCAACAGGUACCAAAUUUUGAUAGUCCCAAUGUAAUCGACACAACUGCAGUCCGGCCAUUAAUGUCUUCCCAAGCUAAAUUAAUGAUGUUUAUAAGAAAAUAACAGAAUUAAAAAGUUAUGAUAAUCUUCACUUCUGGUCACAUUCUUCCCUUCCACGACGCUUAAUGUAAGUGUUAACAAGUCAAGUGAGAAGUGAUACCAAAUUUCUUUGACUUGUCCUCACUUUUCCCUCAACUAUACCAGAGCAGUGCUUACCAAAAAUAAAACAACUUCGUUAAAUUAACAAAACAUACAUCUUACCUUUUGGCUCACCUCAGUGAUGCUUAAAUGUCUUUAGGUGCCACAGUUUUUAACAUUGACAAUGUAUAUUUUACUCUUGGCUUAAGCUAAAUACCUCUUUUAUAUCUACAGCAGCGGUUUCAAUCAAGAAUGUCAAAGUUGCGACAACAUCAUGAAGAUUGUUAUAAUCGCUUUAAAAGAGCAGAGACUGAGAGGAAUGAGAGUGAAAAGAAACAUCUCAAGCUAUUGCA
Molecule: messenger RNA, 1717 nt
Organism: Xyrauchen texanus (razorback sucker)
Lineage: Eukaryota; Metazoa; Chordata; Actinopteri; Cypriniformes; Catostomidae
Product: N-lysine methyltransferase KMT5A-A-like
Exons: 5
Coding region: 404-1036 (210 amino acids)
Molecular function (GO): protein binding
Source: RefSeq, a predicted model, not a curated record